This is a messenger RNA of Xenopus tropicalis (tropical clawed frog), 3036 nucleotides long. It is a transcript of the gene asphd2, whose product is annotated as aspartate beta-hydroxylase domain containing 2. Gene Ontology annotation, cellular component: membrane. Bases 593 to 1768 code for a protein of 391 amino acids. The transcript is spliced from 5 exons. The record is from RefSeq and is a predicted model, not a curated record. NCBI's taxonomy places the organism in Eukaryota, Metazoa, Chordata, Amphibia, Anura, Pipidae.
UAGGAAUUAUGGGUAUUGUAGUUUUCUUUCUUCUUGUCCUUGCAUAUGUUACGCGAGUAUAGACGUCUGGCUGAUUCUAAUUAGCGCUAAUGUCAAUCUCGUUACCUCAACUCGCCAGUACAGACAGAUUUAUGCGACUGAAUUCAAUACAGGAGAAGAAAACAGAAACUGCUAAGAAUUUUGAAACUACAUUUCCCAGCUUUCCUUGCAGGUCGGAGCCAAGGCUGGAUGGAAAGGCUCUGUGUGAGCCGGAGAUAAUGCAGCAGACUGUACAUAUAUGCUGAAGUCUCCGGUUAGAGGAGGGGAACCUUUGUCUGUAGAGAUGACUACAUGCCAAGCCAAGAAGGGAAACGUAUUAUCAACAAGUUGUGCAUUAGUAUGUAAAGACUCCAAGAAAAAGAAAUAGCGAUCUAGUCAGCCUGCAGUGUUCUUCAGAAUGACCUCUCCUCAGUGGAUAGCAGUAAAACCGGUGAUGACACAUUGCUACGUUCUGUACAAAACCAGACCCCGGAAAUCUGUAUGGUUCCACGUCUUCCUAUGCAUUUCUAGAUAUCAGCACCAAACACCCUCUAGCCAUUAACACACUGCUUAGAUGUCUAAAGAGAACAGGCAGAAUCAUGUUGUCUUGUUCACCAACUCAUCCAUAUUAACCCGCAUGGUGUGGGCCCUUCCUAGAACUUCCAGUCCUUCUUGCAUUGCACCAUCUUACAAACCUGACAGCGGCUGGAUAAAAAUGUCUGCAGAGUGGCUGAUUGAUUGGAGCUGUUUGCUGAAUGGACUACGUGACUUGAUAGCUGGUUGCAUCCAAGCUGUGCGUGAUUGCAACUCCUUUGCACUAACCACAGUUAUCUGCCUCUUGAUGCUGUUUGCAUGGUACUGUUACCGAGUUGGUAAGGACCAACCCCGUUCUCCCUUUGCCACUGUGAAUUUACUUAUCCAGAGUUCAGAAGCCAAAGGCUUGCAGAACGGGUUUGCUUACUGCCACUCGCGUGAGUGUGUACGCUGCACCCAUAACGACGGACUGAAUCAAAAACUUUAUCACAAUCUGCAGGAAUACGCCAAGCGGUACUCUUGGUCUGGCAUGGGCAGAAUUCACAAGGGCAUUCGAGAACAAGGUCGGUAUUUAAAUAACAGGCCAUCUAUACAAAAACCAGAAGUCUUCUUCCUUCCUGAUUUACCCACCAUGCCCUAUUUUCCACGGGAUGCCCAAAAGCAUGACGUGGAAUUGCUAGAGCAGAACUUUGCCACAAUACUUAGUGAAUUUGAAGCAAUCUACAAAGCCUUUUCUAACUGCAGCCUUCCCCAGGGCUGGAAAGUUAACAGCACACCAAGUGGGGAAUGGUUCACAUUUUAUUUAGUCAACCAAGGUGUGACCAUACCCUCCAAUUGCAAGAAAUGCCCACGGACGUACCGUUUGCUUGGGAACCUCCGCACCUUCAUUGGCAACAAUGUGUUUGGGAAUGCUUGUAUAUCUGUGCUUACUCCAGGAACUGUCAUCACAGAACAUUAUGGGCCAACUAAUAUUAGGAUAAGAUGCCAUCUGGGUCUAAGAAUCCCAGGCAACUGUGAGCUGGUGGUUGGUGGAGAACCCCAAUGCUGGGCAGAAGGACACUGCCUUCUAUUUGAUGAUUCCUUCCUGCAUACUGCUUUUCACGAAGGUUCAGCUGAGGAAGGCCCCAGAGUGAUCUUCAUGGUUGAUUUGUGGCAUCCUAAUGUGGCCGCAGCUGAGCGUCAAGCACUGGAUUCCAUAUUUGCUCCCGGACGCUGAGUCAACAAUGCCACUAUUGCAACUGAACAUCUAUGCUCAUGGAAAAUUGCCUCAAAGAAAAGCUUGUCUCUAACAAAAAAAAACAAAAACAUCCUGUGUAUAUGAGCUAUAUCUUAUGUUAUCUAUUUAACCAUUGGCUUCUCCAUAGGUUUUCUUUGAAGGAUUGGUGAUGAAAGAAAGCAGAAAGCAUCAACCAACUUUUACUCUAGCACGAAAGAGCACUGAAACUUUACUCCAUAGAGGAGAGCACUAAAUAUGGUGGCUAAAGACUCAAAGCACCAUAAUGAAUAAACAGCACAAACCAACCAUCAGCUUAAAGUUGUAUUUAAGAGAUAAUAUCCAGGUGAAACAGGCAGGGAUCUAGUGAAACAGAGGCAUUCAGGGAAUGGCUGGAAACACAACGCUCAAUUUUGUUCUUCCCUUACCGGGGUUUAUAAAGAAGUGUAUUAUCUCAUAUCGCAGCUAAUGCCAUGAUUUCCAUUUUCUACUAGAAUGCAGCAUUACUAUAGUAUGUGUCAUGUUGCUACUGUAUAUUUACAAAGCUCUGAAAUAAAUGGUUCGGAAGUGACAGAAAGGAAUGCGUUAUUGACAUGAACAACGGGAUGCCUUUUAUCAUGUUCAUGCAAAAGACAGGCCAGUCAUACAGGAUUAUAUGCUAGUUCACAAAGUCAUAUUGGGGUGAUUACACCAUGAUUUAUCAUGAGUCAUAUUGAUGAGGUUUUACCCAGAUCAAUCAUGGCUAGAAAAAAACCCAAGGUCUUUUCUUUAUGUGCAAGGACACUGAACUACAAUCAAAGUAGCCAUGUCUUUUGAAAGCAGUUAAUAAAGCUAAAAGUCACCCGAGGACUUUCUUCGCUGGUCCAGCUUUCUAAAGAGACUUCUUUUAUGAAUUGAAAUAUAGGAAUACUUCUUAAAUGGUCUUUAGAUUUACCUUAUGAUGCAUAAGAGCUCACCUUGUACUUGUGGGCUUUAGAAGGGCUUGGCUAAGAAUCAUUUUUAAGGAAUUUCGGAGAUCUGAUAUCUUUAUCUGACCAAAGUGUAUUUCUUUUUUUUUUUUUUCCUUUGAUUUAUUUUCUGUAAUAAAAGGAACAUUUCCAAUUUGUCUGUCCAGUGUUCCAGCUCCAGAUUUAAAGAAUCUCUGUUUUUGGUGGUUGUAAAGCAGCCAUUUUGUCUACGUGUGGAAACAAAGCCCUUUUGUUGUCUUGUACUUUCACAGUGCAACAGACUCCAUUUUGUUCAGUAAUAAAAGAAAAAAUGUGUCUACAAGA